GUUGCCUGGCAACGCCGACGCGUCCCCGGUCAGGCCCCGCCGGGAGCGGGACGGGACCGGGCCCCACCGGGGUCCCGGGGCCUCCGCGGGGUCCCUUGUUACCCUGGGCGCCUCAUCACUGCGUCCCCGUGGCUCAGCUCCGCUGUGGGGCUCCCUGAGGCUCUCGCUGCCUUCUGAGGCCCUCUCAAGGAUCCCUGCUCGCAUUUGGGGUUUGCCGAGGUUCCCGUUCCCUUUGGGAUCUUCUGGGACUCCCUGAGUUUCUUGUUCCCUUCUGGGGCAUUCCCAAGGCCCGCACAGUCUUCUGGGGCUCUAGAGGGUCCACACUCCCUUUUGGGUUUCCUCCAUCCGAGACCCCAUUCCCUUUUGGGGAUGGUUCUCAGUCUAUUUCAGCAUCCUCCCUCUCCAGGGUCUCUGUUCACAUUUGGGUCUCCUUGAGGCUCCCAUUCCUUUUUGGGAAUCUUCAUCCUUCUCAGAGCUCCCUGAGAUCCCCGCUCUCCAUCCCUGAAAACCCCACUCCCUUUUGGGAUCCUCUCAGAGGCUCCCACUCUCCUUUGGAACUCUCUCUUCCUCCCUGAGCCCCCUGCUUCCUUUUAGGCCUCCCCAAGGCCCUCCAUCCUCUCUGGAGCUCUCCAUCCCGGAGGCCCCCGCUCCUUUUUGGGGCUCCCUUGGAGGAGCCUCCCCCCCCAGCCCCUCUAGUCCUUUCCAUUCCCUCCCACCAUGGAGAUCAAGUACGAGUACACGCGGAAGCGCAGCGACUUCGGGCGGCCCUGCAGCUUCUCGGACCUGCUGGCCGAGGUGACCGUGGACAUCCCGCCCGACCCCAGCCUGGCCGACAACUUCAUCCCCCAGGACCCCGUGGACUUCGGGGUGCAGGAGGGUCCCGUCAUGGCCGUGCACGAGGAGAAAGCAGCUGGGCAAGGGCUUUUCUUUUCCUUCCCAGUGUAUUGGGACACCAGGAAAGGGGGGCUGCCCAUGGAGAUGACCCCCGUGGAGUUCAGCCACAGGGACCCCGUGUACGGAGCGUACUGGCUGCCCUCCCGAACGGGCACCGAGUGCUUCUCAGGCUCCACCGACGGGCAGGUCCUGUGGUGGGACAUCCGCAAGAUGUCGCAGCCCAGCGAGAAGCUGGUCUUGGACAUCACCAGGCAAGAUCAGCUCAAGGACGCUCUGGGUGCCAUCUCCCUGGACUUUGCACCCACCAUGCCCACCAAGUUCCUGGUGGGCACAGAGCAGGGCAUCAUCAUCUCCUGCAACCGCGACGCCAAGACACCGCCCGAGAAAAUCGCCAACAUCUUCAGAAGCCACAUCGGGGCUGUCUACAGGGUGACCAGGAACCCCUUCUUCCCCAAAGUCUUCCUGUCAGUCGGUGACUGGACUGCUCGCAUCUGGACUGAGGAGCUCAUGGAUUCAUCAUCAAUUAUGGAGACCAAGUACCACACCUCCUACCUGCUGGACGCCUGCUGGAGCCCCAUGAAGCCGGCCGUGUUCUUCACCGCCAGGUCGGACGGGACCCUGGACAUCUGGGACUUCCUCUUCCACCAGAAGGAACCUUCCCUCAGCCUCAAGAUGUCCAACGAUCCCCUGCUCAGCCUGUGCUCGCAGGACAACGGGCGCGUCGUUGCCUGCGGCACCAGGCAGGGCACUGUCUCCCUCCUGGAGAUCUCCCCAGGGCUCUGCACCCUCCGGAAGAACGAGAAGACCCUGACCUCCUCAAUGUUCGAGCGGGAGGCGAGGCGGGAGAAGGUCCUGCAGGACAAAUAUCGGGAGCGGCUGCUGCGGGAGCAGGAGCGGCUGCGGGCCCGGCCGGAGGAGCAGGAGGAUCCCCAGGAGGUGUUCAAGCAGGCCCGAGCAGAUUUCCUCUCCAACAUCAAGGCGGAGCGGCAGAGGAGGGGCCUGGAAGACCCCGGAGAGAAUUAAGAGGGUGAGGCAGCUGCACAGGAGGAAAGCCAGGAGGAAGAGUAGGAGCAUGCCAAGGUCAGUGUGCUCCAGCUGCACCUUCCUUUCCCCUCCGUGCCAGAGCUGCUGCAGGGACGAGGCCACUGUCCCCAAGCCAGGCAGCUCUCCUGGGCUCUCUGCCCUCCUGGGGUGGCAAGUGGGGCACCCUGCACAGCCCCCUGACCCCACAGCUGCUCCCUGGCCUUUGCAUCUUUAUUUUCUUUGGUGUGAAUAAACCGCUGCUUCCCACA
Messenger RNA from Vidua macroura (Pin-tailed whydah), 2186 nucleotides. RefSeq names its product dynein axonemal intermediate chain 2 (gene DNAI2). NCBI's taxonomy places the organism in Eukaryota, Metazoa, Chordata, Aves, Passeriformes, Viduidae. Bases 718 to 1917 code for a protein of 399 amino acids. The record is from RefSeq and is a predicted model, not a curated record. Gene Ontology annotation, biological process: outer dynein arm assembly; cilium movement. Gene Ontology annotation, molecular function: dynein heavy chain binding; dynein light chain binding. Gene Ontology annotation, cellular component: outer dynein arm. The transcript is spliced from 8 exons.